Messenger RNA from Scedosporium apiospermum, 612 nucleotides. RefSeq lists its product as uncharacterized. Bases 1 to 612 code for a protein of 203 amino acids. The transcript has 3 exons. The record is from RefSeq and is a predicted model, not a curated record. Lineage: Eukaryota; Fungi; Ascomycota; Sordariomycetes; Microascales; Microascaceae.
AUGGACUUACGAGAAAAACAAAACGGUGGGCGACGGUGGCGGAAAGGAAGGCUGCGGUUUGAUCGAGACUACGGCUAUGAGUCGUGGUGUCAGGUGUGGGACGCCGUGCCGGAAUCCUCCCCGGCGAGUAAAAUCACCGAUAAAGAGGACGCCUCAUUCUGGUGCGACUCCGAGCCCAAAUUACCUUUCGACGCUGCCAUGGCCAAGCAGACCUUCUCCGAAGAAACUGGUAUCGAGCUCGGACGCCUUCUUCUCGCACACAAGGGCAUCGAGCUUGAAGAUAAGCUCCUCGUAGACUUGAAUUUAUAUGUGGAACAGGGCCUGCACAUGGCCCUAAGGCCGGAGGAGCCUAAAGUAUUAGACAUCGGGGUAGGCAGUACCAUUGUGCAGCAUAUCGUGCCUGGCUCAACGGAACCGCGGCAAUGGGACUUCGCCAACCCCAAAAUAAUCCACAUUCAGAUCCUGAACGCGGCUGCCUUUAAAGCAGUCACGGGCGUUGAUCCUCCGCCGACGCCACUGCAGACGCGGAUGGAAAUGGAACGCAUGCAACAACAGUGGCUAAGCUUCGGCUGGGUCAAAGCCAUGGCGGGAUUAGUUCCGAGGAUGCUUUAG